AUAUUAAUAAUUCUGGUAUCUUUCACCGUUACUCGAAAUACUCGCGAAUCAACUGGUGCCGUGUCGUGGUGCGAAAGUUCGGACUUUUUGGACUUGUGGUACAGUGCUUUGUGGAAAAUUUGGAGUGAUUGGAGUAACCAUGAAGUUUCUGGUUAUAUUUGGACUCCUGGCCACGUCAGUCCUCGCCGACCGGCCCUCCUCCAGCAGCGACAACAAAGCUGAGGCGGCAUCCUCCUCCAGCUCGAAGACCCACGAAAAGCGGACGACCGCCUACAGCGUGUACGGGCCGCCUAGCCAGCACGCACACAAUGGACCAACUCCCUCCUACUCUCCGGGCUACGUGAGCAGCUACGCACCCACCUACGCCUCAGGGGUGGACUACUCGGCACCCGCCACCUACGCCAUCGCCGCCCCCUACGCCGCGGCAACCCAUGGCUCGUACGCUAUCGCAGCGCCGUAUCCAGCACCCGUAGCCGUUGCUGUCCCCGCCGCUAACUACGCCGCCGUGCCCACAGCCAACUACGCCGCCGUACCCGCACCCAACUACGCAGCCAUUGCCCAUCCCCUCUUCGUACCCAACAGCGGCGUAGACUCCCACGCCCUCGCCUACCCUGCUGCAACCUACGCAGGCCCCAGCCUCGGUGUCUACCCCGCCAUAGGCAUCCCCGCCAACUACCCUCCUGCUGGCUACAACUUCCCACCACCCAACUACGUGCCCUACACAGGACCCAACCGCGAGACCUACACCAACGCCGACGGAACUAGAGUAGGCCCAGUGACUUUCGGACCUGGACACGGAGGUGUCUACCACCCACCCUCUUUCGCCUACUCACCUUCCGGCUACGAACCAAGCACCAACUACGAGAAACCCUCCUCCUCGUAUGGUCCACCCUCUUACUCUCCUCCAUCUCCAUCCUACGGGUCACCUUCAUUCACCCCCUCUUACUCCUCGUCGUACUCUGGACCGUCAUACUCCUCAGGUUCGCCCUCAUACUCCUCAGGAAGCGCAACAAGUUUCUCCACCACCCACAACUACACCCCCUCCAGGCCAAGUUCCUCUUAUGGACCGCCGUCACCUCCAUCUACGUAUGGACCCCCUUCACCUAACUCUUACAGCCCCUCGUCUUCGUACGGACCCCCAUCUCCUUCCUACAGCUCUCCAUCGUCUUCCUAUGGACCUCCUUCUCCCUCCUACAGCUCCCCCUCUUCCUCCUACGGACCACCUGGACAAUACGCUUCGUCAUCGGAAAAUACCUACAACACAAUUAGGUACAGUGGACCAACUGACUACGCCAAACAUUAAAUUUAAGUAGGUUAAUUUACAACAGUCAUGAAGCCUUAUCUGCAAAGACAGACACAUUGAUAUUGAAUGCAAAAUUCGGAAAUAACUCGGUCAUUUUCAAAACCGAACGAAUUUCGUGAGCCGUCCACGUAGCAAAUUUGUUUUAUUUUUCUUUUUGUAGCCCGAUACUUUUUAAGAUUUAGUUUUUCGCACUAAAAGGAAGAAGAAAAACAUUCUGGUGGUGAUCAGUUCAGAACGAGGCCAUUUGUUUCCGCGAAUCAACAAAAGGUCAUCAACCUAAUCUUGCAUUCGUGAAGCAAAUGAGCGCAGAGCACAGCUUAUCUAAAGUUAUUUGCCAUAACGGUAAGAUUUUUUGUCGUUUUUAUGCGACUGACCAUGAUUCAGUCUUACAAAAUUUAAAGAUAUGUUUUUGCUCAUUUUCCUUUUUUUGGCACGUUCCUUCCGAUUGAGUAAUGACCCCUCGGCUUAACGAGGAAAGAAAAAAAAAGUGUCAUGCAUACGACAAAAAAAAACUAAAAUAUUUUUACUGCAUAUUUUAUCCGUUGCUUCAGGAUAUACGAUAGUAAGGAGGUGACAAAAAAGGAUUUCUCUCAUUCCUUUCAGCUUAAAUGAUAUACUCACACCCCUCCCUCCUUCCAUGUUGACAAAAGAAUCUCAAAUGUAAUUUACAAUUUAUAUAACUUUGAAUGAAAUUGUGUGCAUCCUGGCGCUUCCCAGCUCCUUCAAUUUCAGCAAGGCAAAAUAUCAUAUACCAGCACAAAAUAAAACGUCAAUAAUUAUGUACACGUGUAUUACAAAGAUGCAGCUAAAAUUGCUCAGCUCGUUAGAGAAACAAAUAUCUGACAUAGCAUGUAGGUAAGGCUUCAUGAAAAUGUUUUACAAAAAUUAUUUUUCAUGAGUACCUAAAAAUUAUUUUCAAAAAAACUAUAAGAAUCGCCAAAAAAGGCUCAAACUGCCUCCUCAGCUCGUAAGUUCUGUACAUUUAUAAGUAGGUUAAGCUAUUUCUCAUUUUUACCUUAUCUUGUGAUGAACUUUGAUAAUAGGGAGUUACCUUUUCGUUACCCUGACUUUAUACUAGAUCGAGCCUAACUCGCCAACCUUAUUUAUUGUUUCUUUGUUUACAUUUAUCCGUCCGUUGAAUGUUGUAAAUAUAGUUGUAAACGCAUACUUACACCGGUUAUAGUAUUUUACAGCCCGAAAAAAACAACGUACUUCCGAAUAUUUUCGGCGGUUACUUUUCCAGCUUGAUUCCAUUAAAGGAAAGCAUUUUACCUUUCAUUACACGAUAAACCAAUAUCCGAAGGGUAUCUAAAAGGCUGUAUAACCAUAAAUAUAUUUCUUUAUUAACUAUUGAAGUUUCAGAAAAGAGCACAUCAACCUAUGUCUCAUUAACAUUUUCAAAAAGCUUUGAUGGAGAACGUUGCACAAUCUGUGCUGUUUAAGAGUGCACCGUGAGUAAAUGUUAUCGAGUGGUGUCAGAAUUUCCCUUUUUUCCCAGCGGAAAAUUGCAGUUACAUUCAUUCUAUUGUUUUCUCUUUCGCAUUUCAUCUCGUAAAUGUGUACUAAAGGUUUGUCAGUAAAACGAAUUGUUCCUACAACGGAAAGGAAGUUUCCCAAAAACUUACUUAAUAGAUUUAAUUGCAAGUAUAUUAUGUUAAUUUGUUCAUGGUGCCAACUUGUUUAGUUUGUAAAUACAAGAUCGUAUCACUUUUGCAUACUGUUAGAAUUUUAAUUUGUACACCUAAAUUUUUCAAAAAUAAAUACACACUCACUUAA
Messenger RNA from Bemisia tabaci, 3079 nucleotides. RefSeq lists its product as uncharacterized. The record is from RefSeq and is a predicted model, not a curated record. Lineage: Eukaryota; Metazoa; Arthropoda; Insecta; Hemiptera; Aleyrodidae.